CUCCACGAAACCCCCAGUUCCCACGUCGCCUCACCUAUGCUUGGGUAACUUGACUGCUACCCAACAUGAGGUCCCUCCCUCUAUUCUCGAGCUGCCUAGCAGCGCUUUCGGGCUUCGCCUGCGCCGAAUUGAACCUCUCGCAGCCGCUGCUCUCGAGGCAGGUGCUCCCCAGCACCUUCAAGCCGCCGCCCGUCUUCAAGAACGUCAACCUGGUCCGCAACACGAACCUGGACAAGGCAUACCCGCGAGAAACCAUCAACGUCAUCAUAGAAAACAUCGAUUCCAAGCCGCAAUCGAAAUACUACCUGCCGUUCGAAACCAGCUUGAUAUCGAGAGUUGGCGGGCUCGAGGUCAAGGACAAGAAGGAUGCAGACAAGGGCUUCUUCAAGGUCGAGGUCGUCGGGCUUGAUGCUCAGAGCUCGACCGAAUUCUACCUGAUCCACCUCCCCACUCCCCUCGCACCCAAGCAGCAGCAAACUCUCACCAUCUCCUACUCUGUCCUCUCUGCGCUUGCGCCGGUCCCUGCCAAGAUUGGGCAGUCUGAGAAGCAAUACGUCCAGUACACGUUCAGCGCCUACACGCCCUCCGCCUAUGUCACCGAGAAGCAAAAGACGAAACUCAAGUUCCCCAGCGGCGACGUCCCCGAUUACACCACCCUCCCGGCCGACCUCAACGCCGAGAAGAAGGCCGACCCGCAAAAGCAGGGCUCAACCUUCACCUAUGGCCCGUACAACGAUGUUCCAGCUGGUGCUGAACAGGAUGUCAGCGUGCGCUAUGAGUUCACGAAGCCGCUCACCCACGCUACGCUCUUGGAGCGCGACAUCGAGGUCUCGCAUUGGGGUGGGAACCUAGCCACGGAGGAGCGCUACUGGCUCACCAACCAGGGUGCUGAGCUGAAGAACCACUUUUCCCGCGUCGAGUGGCAGAAGACGCAGUACCUGAACCCUCCUUCUUCCGCCUUGAAGGGACUGAACCUCCCCUUGCACCCUGGUGCUAUGGACCCGUAUUUCACCGACGAUAUCGGCAACGUUUCCACCUCGCGUUUCCGACCGGGCAAGAAGGAGAACCUCCUGGAACUAAAGCCUCGCUACCCCGUUUUCGGAGGCUGGAAGUACAGCUUCCGCGUCGGCUGGAAUGCCGAUCUGAGCACUUACCUCCGCAAGCUCAGCAUGGGCGAUACUUAUGUAUUGAAGGUUCCCUUCCUUGAGGGCCCUCGCCUUGCUGAAGGUAUUCAGUACUCAAAGGUGCAUCUUCGUGUCAUUCUUCCUGAAGGUGCUACGAACGUCAAGUACUCCACCACAGUACCGCUGGUUGACAGCAAGACCACCGUCCACCAUACCUUUAUGGAUACCUUGGGCAGGUCUGCUUUGGAAUUGCAUGCCAUUAACAUCAUGGAUGAGUUCAGAGAGCGCGAUUUGAUUGUAACGUAUGACUACUCGUGGACCGCGGGUUACAGGAAGCCGAUCGUCAUUACUCUCGGCAUGUUUGCUGUUUUCGCAGCGACCUGGGUACUGGGCAGCAUUGACACGAGCAUUGGAAAGUCCAAGAAGGCAUGAAACAAGGUUUCGCGCCAGGAAACACGUUGAGACUUCAGACCGGCAUCAAUCGUGUCGCGGAAGCGGAAGGAUGAGCCGGGCAGACGUGAAUAGGGUUGGGAAAAGUCUAUGUAGGAGUACCAUCGGUUGAAAUCUUAUGAGAGUCCGCCCUGGACAAUCUAUGUAGAAAGCAUUGAAGCGUUCGCACAUGUUCCAAAACGUAUCUUCGCGC
This is a messenger RNA of Paraphaeosphaeria sporulosa, 1767 nucleotides long. RefSeq names its product Ribophorin I. The transcript is spliced from 2 exons. Gene Ontology annotation, cellular component: oligosaccharyltransferase complex; membrane. The record is from RefSeq and is a predicted model, not a curated record. Lineage: Eukaryota; Fungi; Ascomycota; Dothideomycetes; Pleosporales; Didymosphaeriaceae. The coding region runs from base 66 to 1556 and encodes 496 amino acids.